This is a messenger RNA of Juglans regia (Persian walnut), 1770 nucleotides long. Its product is annotated as protein IQ-DOMAIN 14. Gene Ontology annotation, molecular function: protein binding. The coding region runs from base 134 to 1654 and encodes 506 amino acids. The transcript is spliced from 4 exons. The record is from RefSeq and is a predicted model, not a curated record. Lineage: Eukaryota; Viridiplantae; Streptophyta; Magnoliopsida; Fagales; Juglandaceae.
UCACGCAAAUACAAUCCGACCUCCGGUUCGUCUCCCUCUCUCUACCUCUGGCUCUCUCUGUGUCCUUCUCUCUCUAUCUGCUUGCAAAAUGCAAGCUUAAAGCCCUGUAGCCCAGACACCGUCAUUGACGAGGAUGGGCAAAGCAGCACAGUGGUUCCGUGGCUUCCUCGGCCUGAAGAAGCAGGACCCAACCUCUUCAACUUCCACAGCUCCAAAACCUUCCAAAGAAAAACGAAGAUGGAGCUUCGUAAAGUCAUACAGAGAGAAAGACCAGCGGCACUACGCCACCAAACACGGCUACGAGACGACGACACCAGCACCAGCACCAGCACCAGUACCAGUACCAGUACCAGUACCAGCAGCAACAACAACAAUGACAAGAAAGUCGUACAAGCAGAUGGCGGUUCACCUCGAAGAAGGCGUGGUGGAUCCCAGCAAGCACGCAAUCGCGGUGGCGGCCGCGACGGCUGCUGUAGCGGAGGCUGCUCAGGCGGCAGCGCAGGCGGCGGCCGCGGUGGUCAGGCUAACAAGCAGCGGGCGGUGCGCCAGCAACACCGCAGCGUACGCUAGUGGGAGCCUUGUUGGGGCUCGUGAAGAGUUGGCCGCUGUAAAAAUUCAGGCCGCUUUUCGAGGCUGUUUGGCACGGAGGGCACUGCGAGCAUUGAAAGGAUUGGUGAAGCUUCAGGCGCUGGUAAGAGGUCACAUUGAGAGGAAGCGGACAGCGGAGUGGUUACAGAGGAUGCAAGCAUUGUUGCGAGCGCAGGCACGAGCAUGUGCUGGGCGGGCCCAAAUUUCAGAGUCUUCGCAUUCAAGCAGCAAAUCUUCUCACCAAAAUGCCGGUCCAGCAACUCCUGAAAAGUUUGAGCAUGUGAUCAGACACAAGAGUUCAAAGCACGAUCAGUCACCAAUUCUCAAAAGAAAUGGCUCAAGACCAAACGGACAACUUCUUGGCGAUCAAGACAAAGCUCACUUAGGUUGGAAUAGAUCUGAUAGUCGAAGGGAGGAACGAUCAUGGGAUCAACGGGGGUGUUCAAUAAGGACUGGCACCUUGGAUGAUGAAAAGAGCGAUAAGAUCCUUGAAAUCGAUACCGGAAAAUCUCACUUCACAACUAAACACAAAAACCUCUUCCACUCUUCUCAUCAUGUUCUCGUCUCUGAUCAACAUAGCCAUAGCUUUACCACUUCAAAGGACUCAACCGCCCAUCAAACUGUUCCAAGUCCAUCUUCUUUUGAAGUCCAAUCUUUGAGCCCGUUGAAAUUCUCUCAGGAAGCUGAAGAUUGCUCUUUCCACACUGCUGAUAAUAGCCCUCAAGUGUUUUCUGCAUCAUCUAGAGGUGGUGGUUCAAAAAGAAGCCCCUUCACGCCCACAAAGAGCGAUGGCUCAAGAAGCUACUUAAGUGGUUACUCUGACCACCCAAACUACAUGGCUUAUACCGAAUCUUCAAGGGCCAAGCUGAGAUCUCUCAGUGCUCCUAAACAAAGGCCGCACUAUGAGAGGUCUAGUUCUACAAAAAGAUAUUCUGUUCAUGGCUUUGGUGAAUCAAGAUUGAGUGCACCAAAGGUUUCUAAUUUGCACGCAGACUUUGCAAGUAAAGCUUACCCAGGAUCUGGUCGCUUGGACAAGCUUGGGAUGCCAGUGGGCUACAGAUACUAAUGUGUUAAUACAGAUCCGCUCUUUUUGGUAUAACAUCUAAUCUGGCUAACUGCUGUACUCAGUAGCAAUUCUAAUUUACAACAUAUGAAUGUUCAAGUGCUGAAAGCCUUUUCAUA